Messenger RNA from Cercopithifilaria johnstoni, 1653 nucleotides. NCBI's taxonomy places the organism in Eukaryota, Metazoa, Nematoda, Chromadorea, Rhabditida, Onchocercidae. The record is from the annotation of a GenBank genome assembly.
AUGGCAUUAUCGAAGUAUAAAGAUGACGCACUGGAAAUGGAAAUUACUUUGCAGCAAAACAAUGUUCAGAAACUUGGAAGUGACCUAUCAGAUUUUCAUAUAGGCAAUACUUCGUCUGUGAAGAGUCGAGGAAAUAUGAGGAAGCAAACUAAAUUGGGUAUUGAAGUAUCGAAAGAUGAGAAUUAUAGCGAGUGGUAUGUCGAGGUUAUAACGAAAGCUGAAAUGAUAGAAUAUUACGACAUUUCUGGCUGUUAUAUUUUGCGGCCAUGGUCAUACGCUAUUUGGGAAUUCAUUCAAGAAUGGUUCGACGAAGAAAUUAAGAAACUAGGUGUCAAAAACUGCUAUUUUCCAUUAUUCGUUUCUCAAAGCUCUUUGGAGAGAGAGAAAACGCACAUAAGCGAUUUUGCUCCUGAGGUUGCAUGGGUAACGCGAGCAGGGCAGUCGGAUUUAUCUGAACCGAUUGCAAUUCGUCCUACUAGCGAAACAGUGAUAUAUCCCAGCUAUGCGAAAUGGGUGCAGUCUCAUCGAGAUCUUCCAAUUAAGCUGAAUCAAUGGUGCAAUGUUGUCCGCUGGGAAUUUAAACACCCAACACCAUUCUUAAGAACUCGUGAAUUCUUAUGGCAGGAAGGUCAUACUGCAUUCCAAUUUAAAGCUGAAGCAGAAGAUGAGGUAUUUAAAAUCCUUGAUUUAUACACUCAAGUAUACACCGAUUUACUGGCUAUACCAGUUAUUAAAGGACGGAAAACCGAGAAAGAGAAAUUUGCUGGCGGAGAAUUUACAACUACUGUUGAGGCGUAUGUACCAAUAAAUGGACGUGGGAUACAGGGUGCUACAUCGCAUCACUUGGGACAAAAUUUCUCAAAAAUGUUUGACAUAUCGUUUGAAGAUCCAAAUGGUGGCGGAAGGAUCUAUGCAUGGCAGAACAGCUGGGGUUUAUCGACCAGAACAAUUGGUGCUCUAGUGAUGAUACACGGUGAUAAUUAUGGUCUUGUACUUCCACCCAAAGUAGCUGCUAUACAGAUGAUUGUCGUUCCCGUAGGAAUCACUGCUCAAACAAAGGACGAACAAAAAACGGUUCUGAUUGAAAAAGGGAAAGAAAUCAAUGAUGUAUUGAUGGAUGCAGGUAUACGGGCUGAACUUGAUAUAAGAGAUCAUAUAUCGCCUGGAUGGAAAUUCAAUCACUGGGAAUUAAAAGGUGUUCCUGUAAGAAUCGAAAUUGGUCCCAGGGAUUUGGCCAACAGCCAGGUAACUUGUGUUAUUAGAUAUUCUGGCGAAAAAAGAAUCAUUCCCAUCGAUGGUCUUGCUACACAAUGCAGAGAUAUGCUGGAGGAAAUUCACUGUGCCAUGUAUAACAGAAUAUUGGAAGUUCGCGAAUCGCAUACGAAGAUUGUACUGGAAUGGGAUGAUUUCCGAGGUCUCUUAGAUCAAAAGUUUAUUCUGCUGUCACCUUUCUGUGGUCGCAUUGAAUGCGAAGACGAAAUCAAGAAAGAAAGCAUGAAAGAAGAGGAAAAUGAUCCUCGUGUUCCCGCAAUGGGAGCAAAAACCCUCUGCAUCCCAUUUGAACAGCCCGAUAUUUCGCUUCCGACUAAUUGCAUCAAUAAAAAUUGUUCAGAAAAACCGCAAUUCUUCGCACUGUUCGGUCGAAGUUAUUAA